CACACAGAGACACACACCCAGAGGCCCCUGUCAGCCAUUGCUCAGCCCCUUUGGUCACGCAGGGGAGGGGGGGUCAAAAGAGGCAGGAAAGGUGGCUUCCCUCCCUGCCGGGAGAGAAUUGGGCCCCGUGCUGAGGGGAGGAGGAUGGGGAGCGGGUGUGGCGGUUGCUCCAGAGCCAUGGCGCCCCUUCUUCCGGCCUGCCGAUGACCCCUGUGGCGUGGGGUGCUGAGGAGGACGAGGGGGGCGGCCCCCAGCAGCCUGGCUGCUCUGAGAGAGGCCUCAGGUGGGAAGGCCAGACCAGGCCUGCCUCUCAGCGAUGAUGAAAAGAAAGACCUUCCACCACCUUUGACAAAGGACAAGCGUUCUUUCCACAUUUGAGUGGAGCGAUGUUGUUGCCACAGCUUUGCCUCAAUGGCUUGUUGAGGAUGGGACAGUUCUUACGAAGGACUUGCUCAGAGAGAUAUGCAAUCGUUGAGUGUCUGCUUCAUCUGUCAGCUGGACAAUCAGAUGCACAAACUGUUUCGCCACCUUUGAUUUAUUAGCCCUUUCCUGGAACCAAAAGAUGCUUUGAAAACAGUAAGGGAGGGGUCUGAAAAAUUCCAGCAGAAAUUCACCAAAGAGCCAUCCUACAGAAACAAACCCUUCAUCCCCGUGCUGUGACCUUCAGCCUGUUUGUGCUUCUCUGGAUGUCAAAGGUGCCUGAAAAGAAAGAGCCCGGGGAAAAAAGUAGAAGUUUCUGAGGGACAUCAAGAGGUCCAAUCCGUACUGGUUGCAAUGAACACUCCAUGCAGGCCUCGCCAUGGAAGGCUGUGACUCAUCUGUCAUCCUGGGGAAGGACAAUGGGCGUGCUCUCUCUCAGCACCAGCAAUGGACUGAACUCAGUAGCACCCACCUCCCUAGCAAACCUGCUAACAUGGAGCCGUCGGCAGUGGAGAACCAUGGGGCCCUAGACAACCGGCGGGCUCCUUUCAGUGAGCACUCCCCAGAAAGUGCUGCCAUCUCUGGCUGCAGUGCGGAACCAGCCAGCAAAGAGGUCUGCUGCAACGAAUGCUCCACCUCCUUUGCCAGCUUACAGUCCUACAUGGAGCACCACUGCCCCAGUGCCCGUCCACUCUUCCCCCUGCAGGAAGACUGUGGGAGUGACACUGGUGAGGAGGGAGACGAGGAAAGCGAUGUGGAGAAUCUGGCGGGGGAGAUAGUCUACCAGCCAGAUGGCUCAGCCUAUAUUGUUGAAAGCAUUAGUCAGCUGAUCCAGAGCGGAGGGGUCUGUGGGGCUGGCAACAGCACCAGCAGUGGGACGCUCCCCUCACUUUUCAUGAACUCUCUUCCCAGCACUGGGGGCAAACCAGGCGAGGCCACUUCAGCUGCACCUGUCUAUCCACAGAUCAUCAACACUUUCCACAUAGCCUCAUCCUUUGGGAAGUGGUUUGAGGGCUCAGACCAGGCCUUCCCAAAUACCUCAGCCCUGACAGGGGUCAGCCCUGUCCUGCACAGCUUCCGUGUUUUUGAUGUGCGCCACAAAAGCAACAAGGAUUAUCUGAACAGCGACGGUUCUGCCAAAAGUUCCUGUGUAUCCAAAGAUGUUCCCAACAAUGUGGACCUGUCAAAAUUUGAUAGCUUUGUGCUCUACGGGAAGCGGAAACCCAUCUUGAUGUGUUUCUUGUGCAAACUCUCCUUUGGGUAUGUCCGCUCGUUUGUGACCCACGCGGUGCAUGAUCAUCGAAUGACUCUGAGUGAGGAGGAGCGGAAAAUUCUUAGCAAUAAGAACAUCUCCGCUAUCAUCCAAGGGAUAGGCAAAGACAAGGAACCUCUUGUAAGCUUUUUGGAACCAAAAAACAAAAACUUUCCACGCCCCUUAGUUUCCACAGCUAACCUCAUAGGCCCUGGACACAGUUUCUAUGGCAAAUUCAGUGGGAUUCGGAUGGAAGGGGAAGAGGGUGCCCAGGCUGGGGCUGCCAGUGGAGCGGAACAGCCACAAUCAGGCCUCUUAGCACCUGGGGGCCUCUUGAACCUCGGAGGGCUAACGAGCUCAGCUUUGAAGACACCAAUUACCUCAGUUCCCCUGGGCCCACUGACUUCCAGUCCUCCCGUAUCCUCUGAGGGGAAGGAUCCUGAGGGGGUUGUAGAGUGUGAGAAGCAAGAGCUGGCCAACCAGGACAGCCUGUCAGAGAAAGUAGUGCCAGCUGAGGAUGGGGAGGAGGAGGAGGAGGAGGAGGAAGAGGAGGAGGAGUUAGAAUGGGGAGGAGGGGAAGAGGAGGAGGAGGAAGAGGAGGAGGAGGAGGAAGAGGGGUGCAAAGGGCUGUUCCCCAGUGAGCUGGAGGACGAAUUGGAGGAGAGGCCUCCUGAAGAAUCUGGGGCUGUGGCAGGCAAUGGUGGCAGCGGCGGCGGCAGCAGCAAAAAGGACCUUGCUCUCUCAAACCAAAGCAUUUCUCCCUUAAUGCCUAACGUGCUUCAGACUCUGUCCAGGGGCACGGCUUCUUCUAGUUCUAAUUCUGCUUCUUCCUUUGUCUUUGAUGGUGCAAACAGGAGGAAUUGUUUAAGCUUUAACAGUGAAGGCAGUGAGGGCAGCAGGAGGCUGGACUUCAGCGAUGAAAGUGCCAAUAAAGACAUUGCUACCAUACCAGAACCAAAUGAGAGUGUUGAGGGUGAGGAUGGGAUCUGUGUGUCCCAUCACCAGCACGUAGGCCCCCUCUGUGAACUUGGGGGUGGGGAGUGCCCCUCGGGGAGUGGUGUGGAGUGCCCCAAGUGCGACACCAUCCUUGGCUCCUCCCGGUCACUUGGGGGCCACAUGACCAUGAUGCAUUCGCGGAACUCGUGUAAGACACUCAAGUGCCCCAAGUGUAAUUGGCACUAUAAGUACCAGCAGACACUUGAGGCUCACAUGAAGGAGAAACAUCCAGAGCCGGGGGGCACCUGUGCCUACUGCAAGAGUGGGCAGCCUCACCCACGGCUCGCCCGGGGCGAAAGUUACACCUGUGGUUACAAGCCUUUUCGCUGUGAGGUUUGUAACUACUCCACUACUACCAAAGGCAACCUCAGUAUUCAUAUGCAGUCUGACAAGCAUCUCAACAACAUGCAGAACCUGCAGAAUGGAGGCGGGGAGCAAGUUUUCAGCCACACUGCUGGGGCUGCUGCAGCUGCGGCAGCUGCGGCAGCUGCAGCAGCAGCUAACAUGGGUAGCAGCUGUGGGGCCCCCUCCCCUACCAAACCAAAAAGCAAACCUACCUGGCGAUGUGAGGUGUGUGACUAUGAGACCAACGUUGCCAGGAACCUGCGCAUCCACAUGACCAGUGAGAAGCAUAUGCAUAACAUGAUGCUCCUUCAGCAGAACAUGAGCCAAAUGCAACACAGCCGCCACCUGGGCCUGAGCAGCCUGCCCGCCGAGGCUGAGCUGUACCAGUACUACUUGGCACAAAACAUGGCCCUGCCCAACCUGAAGAUGGACAGUGCGGCCUCAGACACCCAGUUCAUGAUGAGCAGCUUCCAGAUGGAUCCCACCAACGCCAUCGCAUCCAUGGCCCCGUCUCUAGUGGGUGGAGAGAUCCCUCUGGAUAUGCGGCUUGGGGGUGGGCAGCUGGUGUCUGAGGAACUAAUGAACCUUGGGGAGACCUUCACACAGACCAACGACCCCUCGCUGAAGCUGUUCCAAUGUGCCGUGUGCAACAAGUUCACCACAGACAAUUUGGACCUGCUGGGCCUGCACAUGAAUGCAGAACGCAGCCUGCCUGAGGAAGAAUGGAAGGCUGUGAUGGGGGACUCUUACCAGUGCAAGCUGUGCCGCUACAAUACGCAGCUGAAGGCCAAUUUCCAGCUCCACUGUAAGACUGACAAGCAUGUGCAGAAGUACCAGCUGGUAGCACACAUCAAGGAGGGGGGCAAAGCCAACGAGUGGAGACUCAAGUGUGUCGCCAUUGGGAACCCUGUGCAUUUAAAAUGCAAUGCCUGUGACUAUUAUACCAACAGCCUGGAGAAGCUGCGUCUCCACACAGUGAACUCCAGGCAUGAGGCCAGCCUGAAACUCUACAAGCACCUCCAGCACCAUGAGAGUGGCGUUGAGGGGGAAAGCAGCUGCUACUACCACUGUGUUCUCUGCAACUACUCUACCAAGGCCAAGCUGAAUCUCAUCCAGCAUGUGCGCUCCAUGAAACACCAGCGAAGUGAGAGCUUGCGGAAGUUGCAGCGCCUGCAGAAGGGCCUUCCUGAGGAAGAGGAGGACCUGGGCCAGAUAUUCACCAUCCAGAAGUGCCCAGCUCCUGAUGCUGAGGAGUUAACUGAAGAUGCAGAAGGACCCAGUGAAGCAGCUGCCGAUCCAGAAGAGCCCGCUAAAGAUCCCGAGAGUGCCUCUGACAAGGACCAGGUCAAAUGGACAGCACAAGCUACCCAGGCUGAGAAGGAGCUGACAGAAUCUUCAACAUCCUCCAAACUUAUUACAUUUCCAAGGAGCUCUGAGUCACCAAUCACCAAAUGGCCCAAAACGUCUGAUGAGACAAAGUUGGAGCAGAUGUACCAGUGCCCCUACUGCAAGUACUGCAACACGGAUGUGAACCGCUUGAGGGUCCAUGCCAUGACUCAGCAUUCAGUCCAGCCCAUGCUUCGGUGCCCCCUCUGCCAGGACAUGCUCAGCAACAAAAUCCACCUGCAGUUGCACCUCACCCACCUGCACAGCGUGUCUCCUGACUGCGUCGAGAAACUCAUUUUGACGGUGACCACACCAGAGGUGAUGAUGCCCAGCAGUAUGUUUAUUCCCGCAGCGACUCCAGAUCAAGAUGGAAAUGCCAGCACUGCCGAGCCAGCCAAGCAGCCUGAGACUGCAGAAGACUUGGGGAAAGGUCUGCUGCCUUCUGAGCACCCAGAACGUGGAGGAGAGUCAAAGCCUGCACCACAAGACCAGGCUGCUGCCCGGGAGGAUGCUGGAUUUCUUUGCUGGAAAAAAGGCUGCAGCCAAGUGUUCAAAAGCUCCACUGCCCUCCAAGCACAUUUCAGCGAAGUGCACUCGAAGCGGCCCCAGCUACCCGUCUCUGAUCGGCACGUCUACAAAUACCGCUGCAAUCAAUGCAGCUUGGCCUUCAAAACCAUUGAGAAGCUCCAGCUGCACUCCCAGUACCACGUCAUCCGGGCGGCCACCAUGUGCUGUCUUUGCCAGCGCAGCUUCCGCACUUUCCAAGCCCUCAAGAAGCACCUUGAGAGCAGCCACCUGGAACUGAGCGAAGCCGAUAUCCAGCAGCUGUACAGUGGGCUUCUGGUCAAUGGAGACCUCUUGGCCAUGGGCGACCCUUCCCUGGCCGAAGAGCACACCAUCAUUGUGGAGGAAGACAAAGAGGAGGAGAGCGACCUGGAGGACAAGCAGAGCCCCACGGGGAGCGACUCUGGCUCCGUGCAGGAGGACUCUGGCUCCGAACCAAAACGGGCUCUUCCCUUCCGAAAGGGCCCAAACUUCACCAUGGAGAAGUUCCUGGAUCCAUCCCGCCCGUACAAGUGCACGGUUUGCAAAGAGUCCUUCACGCAGAAGAACAUCCUUUUGGUCCACUACAACUCAGUCUCUCACCUGCACAAGCUGAAACGCGCCCUCCAAGAAUCCACCUCUGGCCAGCCGGAGCCCACCAGCAGCCCAGACAACAAGCCCUUCAAGUGCAGCACCUGCAGCGUCGCCUACAGCCAGAGCUCCACCCUGGAGAUCCACAUGCGCUCUGUCCUGCACCAGACGAAGGCCCGCGCAGCCAAGCUGGAGGCAGUGGGGGGAGGCGGCAGCACCGGCUGCAGUGGCAGUGGCAGCAACGGAACUGGCAGCGGCGGCGGCGGCGUCUCCCUGGGCUCCUCCACCCCCAGCCCCGUGAACACAACCACCGUCACCACCGCCUCUACCCCGACCUCCUUUGCCGUGAGCAACGCAAGCACUGCCUCUACAGCCCCUGCCCCGAGUCUGCUCAGCCAGGUCUCCUGUGAAAGCACAGGGAUCCCUUCUCUCAGCACCCCGGUCAGUACCAGCACUGCCUCUGCUGCCACCUCAAGCUCCUCUGAGCACAAGGAGGUGAACCGUAAGAAACUGGCAGACAUGAUCGCUUCUCGGCAGCAGCAGCAGCAGCAGCAGCAGCAACAGCAGGCGCACACCUUGGCCCAGGCCCAGGCCCAAGUGCAGGCCCAGCUCCAGCAAGAGCUCCAGCAGCAGGCUGCCCUCCUGCAGUCCCAGCUCUUCAACCCAGCCCUCUUGCCGCACUUCCCCAUGACCACAGAGACGCUCCUCCAGCUCCAGCAGCAGCAGCAGCAGCAACAGCAGCACCUCCUCUUCCCCUUCUAUAUUCCCAGUGCCGAGUUCCAGCUGAACUCCGAGGUGAGCUUGCCUGUGACCAGCGGCACCCUGACGCUGACCGGGACUGGGCCCAGCCUGCUGGACGACUUGAAGGUGCAGCUUCCCCAGACAACCCAUCCGCAGCUCCUGCAGCCCCCGCCGCCGUUACAGCCCCCGCCGCCGGGGCCACUGCCGCCGCAGCCGCACUGUGUUCUCCUCCAGCAGAGCCAGCACCCAGAGAAGAAGAGCAAAGCCUGUGGGAAAGAGAAGGAGGUGCAGAGAGAGCGGGAGAACUUUGAGAAGGGGGAGAGCAGCGCCGCCUCCAAGGAGCCUCCGUCCGACCCCUCGAAGGCCAAAGACAAGGCCGACGCUGCGGCAGCCACAGCAGGGCCGGCAGAACCUUCCCUGCCGCCUCCCCGAAUUGCAUCGGAUGCACGUGGGAACGCCACCAAAGCCUUGCUGGAAAACUUUGGAUUCGAGCUGGUCAUUCAGUACAAUGAGAAUAAGCAGAAGGUGCAGAAGAAGCCCAGCAGGACAGAACAGGGAGACUGCUUGGAAAAGCUGGAGUGUGAAUCGUGUGGCAAGUUCUUCUCCAACAUUCUCAUCCUGAAGAGCCACCAGGAACACGUCCACCAGCAUUACUUUCCCUUUAAGCAGCUGGAAAAGUUUGCCAAGCAGUACCGGGAGCACUACGACAAGCUCUACCCGUUGCGUUGCCAUGCCCCCCCACAGCAGCCUCCUACGCCUGCCAUCCCUGUCUCGGCGCCACCCAUCCCCUCUCCCACCCUGGCCCCAGCUCAGCCCUCUUUGCCUCUCCCUCAGCUGUCCAUGCCCAUGGAGUUGCCCAUCUUCUCCCCGCUGAUGAUGCAAACCAUGCCUUUGCAGACCUUGCCGGCCCAGUUGCCCCCGCAGCUGGCCCCCGUGGAGCCCCUGCCCGCGGACCUGGCCCAGUUGUACCAACACCAGCUCCACCCUGGCCUCCUGCAGCAGCAGCAGCAGCAAAACAAGAGGCCACGCACCCGGAUCACCGACGAUCAGCUCCGGGUCUUGAGGCAGUACUUCGACAUCAACAAUUCCCCGAGUGAGGAGCAGAUCAAAGAGAUGGCAGACAAGUCAGGGCUGCCCCAGAAGGUGAUCAAGCACUGGUUCCGGAACACGCUCUUCAAAGAGCGGCAGCGCAACAAAGACUCUCCGUACAACUUCAGCAACCCUCCGAUUACCAGCCUGGAGGACUUGAAGGUGGAUUCUCGGCCGCCCUCCCCAGAGCCCCAGAAACAUGAGUACUGGGGAAGCAAGAGGUCCUCCCGGACCCGCUUUACGGACUACCAGCUGCGGGUCCUGCAGGACUUCUUUGACGCAAACGCUUACCCAAAGGACGACGAGUUCGAACAGCUCUCUAAUUUGCUCAACCUUCCUACCCGGGUGAUUGUGGUGUGGUUCCAGAAUGCCCGGCAGAAGGCCAGAAAAAACUACGAGAAUCAGGGAGAAGGCAAAGACGGGGAGAGGCGGGAGCUGACGAAUGACAGGUACAUCCGAACAAGCAAUUUGAAUUACCAGUGCAAGAAGUGCAGCCUCGUCUUCCAGCGCAUCUUUGACCUGAUCAAGCACCAGAAAAAGUUGUGCUACAAAGACGAGGAUGAAGAUGGGCAAGAGGACAGCCAGAAUGAGGAUUCGAUGGAUGCCGCAGAGCUCCUGACCCCAACUAGCUCUGCCUGCAGCACCCCGAUGCCUUCCCAGGCCUACGGCGCCCCCACAUCUUCAGCCAAUGCAGCCUCCUCUUCCUCGGCUUUCCUGUCCCAGGUCACCAUGGAGGCCGAUGAAGACUCCUCUGCCUACAGUUCAAAAGCAGAAGCUACAGAUGAGAAACCAAAGCAACCGGAACCUCCAAGUACCCAGCAAAACCAAACUCCAGAGAAGCAAAUGCAACCAAAGCAGGAGGUGCAGCAGCAGCAAGACCAAGGAGAGCCCAAGGCUGGCUCCGUGCACCCAAAGGUCUCCCCACCCACCCUGCAGCAGCCAGUCCAGCCUUCGCAGUGCGUUCUGCCACAGUUGAGCCCCACGUCAUCCCAGCUCUCUCAUCUGCCCCUCAAGCCUCUGCACACGUCUACGCCUCCACAGCUGGCCAACUUGCCUCCUCAACUCAUCCCAUACCAAUGUGACCAGUGCAAACUGGCCUUCCCUUCCUUCGAACACUGGCAAGAGCAUCAGCAGCUCCAUUUCUUGAGUGCUCAGAACCAGUUCAUCCACCCUCAGUUCCUAGACAGGACGCUUGACAUGCCCUUCAUGCUGUUUGACCCCAGUAACCCUCUGCUGGCCACCCAGCUGCUCUCUGGGACUCUUCCCCAGCUGCCCGUGAGCUCAGCCACUUCUCCCUCCACCCCAACAUCCACUGUGAGCACCCUGAAGAGGAAGUUAGAGGAGAAGGCCAGUGCAAGCCCUGGAGAGAAUGACAGCAGCACUGGGGGAGAGGAGCCCCAGCGGGACAAGCGUCUCCGGACAACCAUCACCCCUGAACAGCUGGAGGUUCUGUACCAGAAAUACCUGCUGGACUCCAACCCCACCCGGAAGAUGCUGGACCACAUUGCUCAUGAGGUGGGCUUGAAGAAACGGGUGGUGCAGGUUUGGUUCCAGAACACUCGGGCCCGGGAGCGAAAGGGGCAGUUCAGGGCGGUGGGUCCUGCCCAGGCCCACCGGCGGUGUCCUUUCUGCAGGGCCCUGUUCAAAGCUAAGACCGCACUGGAGGCGCACAUUCGAUCCCGGCACUGGCAUGAAGCCAAGCGAGCAGGGUAUAACUUGACCUUGUCGGCCAUGCUUUUAGAUUGUGACGGAGGGCUCCAGAUGAAGGGAGACCUCUUCGACGGAGCCAGCUUUUCCCACCUGCCUCCUCCCAGCAGCAGCAGCGACAGCCAGGGCAUCCCCCUCUCCCCAGUGAGCAAGUCUCUGGAACUGUCCCCUCGGACUCUGCUGAGCCCGUCCUCUAUCAAAGUGGAAGGGCUCGAAGAUUUUGAGAGCCCCUCCAUGUCCUCUGUCCAUCUGAGUUUUGAGCAAGUCAAGCUGGACAACGACGACUGCUCCUCUGUCAACACCGCCAUCACAGAUACCACCACCGGUGACGAGGGCAAUGCAGACAACGACAGCGCCACUGGGAUUGCUACAGAAGCCAAAUGUGGGUCUUCAGGUCCAGGGGAGGGUCUGACCAAAGCUGCCAUGAUGGCCAUGUCAGAGUAUGAGGACAGGCUCUCUUCUGGCCUGGUCAGCCCAGCCCCUAGCUUCUACAGCAAAGAAUAUGACAAUGAAGGUACCGUGGACUACAGUGAGACCUCCAGCCUGGCGGACCCUUGCUCGCCCAGCCCUGGCACAAGCGGUUCUGCAGGCAAGUCUGGAGACAGCGGGGACCGGCCGGGACAGAAGCGCUUCCGCACCCAGAUGACGAACCUCCAACUGAAGGUCCUGAAGUCUUGCUUCAACGACUACCGGACGCCCACCAUGCUGGAGUGCGAAGUCCUGGGCAACGAUAUUGGGCUGCCAAAGAGAGUCGUUCAGGUCUGGUUCCAAAAUGCUCGCGCCAAGGAGAAGAAAUCCAAGCUCAGCAUGGCCAAGCAUUUUGGCAUUAACCAAGCAAGCUAUGAGGGACCCAAAACAGAAUGCACUUUGUGUGGCAUCAAGUACAGUGCCCGCCUGUCUGUACGUGACCAUAUCUUCUCUCAGCAGCACAUUUCCAAAGUGAAAGACACCAUUGGAAGCCAGCUGGACAAGGAGAAGGAGUACUUUGAUCCAGCGACCGUCCGGCAGUUGAUGGCGCAACAGGAGCUGGACCGGAUCAAGAAGGCGAACGAAGUCCUUGGCCUGGCGACUCAGCAGCAAGGCAUGUUUGACAGCCCCCCUCUGCAGGCUUUGAACCUCCCUGCUACCUACCCAGCAGCACUUCAGGGCAUCCCUCCUGUCCUGCUUCCAGGCCUCAACAGCCCAUCCUUGCCCGGCUUCACUCCCUCGAACACAGCUUUAACGUCUCCCAAGCCCAGCCUGAUGGGUCUCCCCGGCACAAGUGUCCCCUCUCCUGGCCUCCCCACCUCUGGAUUACCAAAUAAGCAGCCAUCGGCCUCUCUGAGUUCCCCCACCCCAGCACAAGCCCCGACGGCCACAGUCCCGCAGUCCCAGCCGCUGCCUCGGAAGGACAAGGAAAACGAGAAGGGGAAAGAGAAGGACAAGGUGCCCAAGGGCAGGGGGGAUUCCCUGCUGCCCCCCAAGAAAGACAAAGUGGAGCCCCCCACCUCAGCCCCAGCUACCCUCUCUGCUGCUCUGCCGGCCAUGGAGUACUCGGUGGAGCCCACCCAGCUCCAAGCUCUACAGGCGGCCCUGAAUUCAGACCCCACUGCUCUCCUGACAAGCCAGUUCCUUCCCUACUUUGUCCCUGGUUUUUCUCCCUAUUACGCUCCUCAGAUCCCUGGGGCCUUGCAGAGCGGGUACCUUCAGCCCAUGUAUGGCAUGGAAGGGCUCUUUCCCUACAGUCCUGCAUUGUCGCAAGCCCUACUUGGCUUGUCCCCCGGCUCCCUGUUGCAGCAAUACCAGCAAUAUCAACAGAGCCUGCAGGAAGCAUUGCAGCAGCAGCAGCAACAGCAACAGCAGCAGCAGCAACAACAGCAGCAGCAGCAGCAGCAGAGGCAAGCACAGCAGCAGCAGCAGAAAUUGCUGCUGCUGCAACAGCAGCAGCAGCAGCAGCAGCCACCGCCGCCGCCGCCACCCCCCAAAGCAAGCCAAACCUCAGUCCCCUCUGGGACUGCCACCCCAGAAAAAGAUCCUGCCAAAGAAUCCCCCAAACAAGAAGAGCAGAAAAAUGCACCCCGCGAGGUGUUGUCCCCCCACCUGCCCAAGCCCCAAGAAGAGCCCGAAGCAGAAAGCAGCAGUGUCGUGGACUCCCUCUGUGACCCCUUCAUUGUUCCAAAGGUGCAGUACAGGCUGGUAUGCCGAAAGUGCCAGGCGGGCUUCAGCACCCAGGAGGCGGCCAGCGACCACCUGAAGUCCCUCUGCUUCUUUGGCCAGUCUGUGGUGAAUCUGCAAGAGAUGGUGCUUCACGUGCCCGCCCAUGGCGCCGGUGGCGGUAGCAGCAGCUCGUACCAGUGUGUGGCGUGCGAGACCACGGUGCGCGGGGAAGAAGCCCUCCGACAGCAUCUCGAGUCUGCCCUGCACAAACAUCGAACAAUCCCAAGAGCAGCAAGAAACGCCAAAGAGCACCCCAGUCUAUUACCUCACUCCGCCUGCCUCCCCGAUCCUAGCACCGCAUCUACCUCGCAGUCUGCCGCUCACUCAAAUGACAGCCCCCCGCCCCCGUCUGCAGCUUCCCCCCACACCUCCAGAAAGUCUUGGCCUCAAGGGGUCCCCCGGGGAGCUCCUCUGGGGAAGCCGCCUCCGCCUCCACCACCGCCACCGCCGCCUCCUCCUCCUCUUCCUCCUCCUCUCCCUCCUCUCUCCUCAUCUUCAACGGUUACCUCAAGUUCAUGCAGCACCUCAGGGGUUCAGCCCUCGAUGCCAACAGAUGACUAUUUGGAGGAGUCUGACUCAGAUCUUAGCCAAAAGUCUGAUGGACCGGCUAGCCCGGCGGAGAGGCCUGAGGAGCCGAGCUGCCCCAAGGACAGUGGUCUCACUAGCGUAGAAAUGGACACCUUUAGAUUGUAAGCUUUGAAGAUGAACAAUUUAAAAAAAAAGAAUUUUAAAAAAAAUUAACAAACCAAUUUCAAAAAUAGACUAACUGCAAUUCCAAAGCUUCUAACCAAAAAAGAAAAAGAAAAAAGAAGAGAGAAGUGUGGGUUGUUUUCCCAUAUACCAAUGCCGGCAGAUUUUCCAUGGCUUUCUUUUUCCAUUUUGGCUGUUGAGAGGUACACUGUGUUGAUCUCAAAGGUGCGAGUCCCUGUUGCCUCUCCAGUGUCUGUCUGUCUGUUUAUCUGUCUGUUUGUGGAGCUCCAGCCCCUUUCAAUAAUGCCCCCUCCCCUUGAGAGCACAGCAGAGGCCGGCAUAACUGUAUGGGAAAGCAGACCACCUUGUUACAGUUUAAAAUUUCUUGCUAUCUUAGCAUUCAAAUACCAAUGGCUUGCUAAAAGGAAAAAAAAAGAAAUGUAACGUCUUUUUAUUCUCAGGUCAAUCGCUCACACUUUGUUCGGUUUUCAGAAUCAUUGUUUUAUAUAAAUAUAUAUAUAAUUUCUUUUUUGGUUUUGAUUUUUUUUCCAAAAAAGAGGAAAUUUUUUUGUUUUUUUGUUUUUGGUUAAUUUAAAAAUGGGCAGAAAGUAUUCAAGAGACAAAACAAUGUGAACUGAGUUAGCUUUCUGAGGAUUUUAAGGGUAGCUUUUCUGCUGAAGCCAAUUUCAAGGGGGGAAAGUUCAGCACUCCCACUUUUCAGAAAAGAAAAAAAAACCCAACAACACACAAAGAGUGUUAAGGACUUGGAGCUUAAAAAUAAGUUUUAAAACAACUGACUUUCUGUAUUUAUGAUAGAUAUGACCAUUUUUGGUGUUGAGUAGAUUGUUGCAUUGGAAAUGAACUGAAGCAGUAUGGUAGAUUUAAAAGAAACCCCCCUUUUGUGUACAUUUAGCUUUUGUAUGGUCCAGCUGACGACGGCUUCUCAUUUGAUGUUGUCUUGUCCAUUCUUAGCCAGGUAGGUUCCAACCCCCUGAUUCGCCUAAGCUUCUCCCUCUUUGUACCUUGACUCCCUUCGCCAUCCUGUAAUCUUCCACUUAAACAGUCACUGCCUUCAUUUCUUCGAGGGCGGCUGCAGAAUUAUUUUAUAAAAACUAAAGAAAAAAAAUUCAAAGGGUUUCAAAAGGGGUCAGUAGGAUCCCUUGCAGAAUAUUUUUGUUGGGGGUUUGAAACUUUUUAAGGUGUAUACAUGUCUGUUACCCUUGUGCACUUAACACUGUCCUCUUUCGUUUUCUUCUUCUUCCUUUUGCUUCCUUUCCUCAUUUUGUAAAUGCUCCAAAGGCUCCGUUUUGGAAGUGUCGGCCUUUGUUUCUCUUUGGGUAAAUACGGUGCACUUGUUCCUUUUCCAAGGACUUUUUUGUUAUAGAUGUGUGCGUGUGUGCGUGUGUGCGUGUGUGGGCUUUGUUUUUCUGUUUCGUUUCAUUUUUCUUUCCUCAAAAAAGAAAUUCAUGCUUUAAAUAAAAUCCAAAGACAAACCCUUUUCACCACUGGUGCAGAAUGAGCAAAAAGGAUUCUUUUGACUUGAGGAUUUGUUUCUGAUUUCAGCCACAAGACUCAGUUCAAAUAAAGGAACUCAUAAACCAAUAAGCAUGUAGGUGGUUCUCGGUGCUUCUCCUGCAAGCAACAGAACAACCUUCCUGCAACCUCUACAAACCAAAAGAUGCGUUUUUUCAACGUAUCACAGGUGUGGUGUGUCUGUGCUAGGCAGUGCGAUUGGUGAGGGACCCCGAAGUGCACAUAGCAAAAAAAGCAUGUUGGGGUCUGGUGUGAAUCUCUCUGCUCCUCUUUUGUGACAUCAUCUUUCCGGACAUUGAAAGGAAAAUGUUGUGCUGCUACCAUGUAGAGUUUGGAGACAAGCAAGUGUUGCAUUGCCACUUCCUAGCCAAAUGUCAACAAUCCCCUCUUCCACCCCCCCUGGCCCCAUAAUAAAAUCCUUCCUCACCCCCCCCCCGUCAUCUUUCCUGUGCUUCAAAAAGGGAACAUAGACUGUGAACCUCGGGGAGGGGAGGGGGCAUCUUUCACCCCUUCUGGCUUCUCUCCCCUUUCUCCAACCCCACCCACCCCUCAGGCUGUGGAAGGUGCUGGUGACUCUAAGAGAGGCUGGUAUGUUUCUGAAGGAGGAGCUGCUUCUGGUCCCACCCUCUCUCCCCCCCCCCAACCCUUUCCUUAGUCAGGGCUUCUCAUGACCUUUCGUUUUUUGUUUAAUGGAAGACUCACCUUUGAACGGUUGUACACAUUUCUAACUAGACGAAUGCACAAUGCAGAUUCCUCUUGGGAUUGUUCAAGGAGGAUCGUACUGAGAAGAGUACGACUAACCAUUACUGCCAGGAUCCAGUUGUAGCAUAAGCGGGCAAAGUGUUGCCGUUUCCCUUUAACCGAGAUCCUUGUAUUUCUCCCUUGCUUGAGAUGAACAUUUUUUAAAUUUUAAAGUUGUACAGUUUUUGGUUUCCAUUAUUUUAACUUGUUUGUAAUUCUAUGAAAAAUAUAUAGAUAUAUAUAUAUUUUUUGCCAUUUAACUGUUGUAUGUUACUCUGUAUCAUAUAGAAGGUUUGUUUUGUUUUGUUUUUUGGUUCUCUGUGUGGUAUAAGUUGCCAGUUUAACACUAGCUUUGCCUGUCAGGUUUGGUGGUCUGCUUUGAAAUCAUUCUGUUUGUUUCCCCCACUCCCCCCCCAUCACUUAAUUACAUGCACAAGUUUCCUCUCCCCACCUCUUCCACUCUCCCCCACCUCUAAGUAGUGUUUCAGUGCAUUUCCUGGUAUGGGGGCGGUAGGGAGGGACUCUCCCAGUCUGAGAGAGGCCUUUAUCCCAGAAGGGCAGAGGAGUGGCAGGCAGCCUGUUAGCCUCCCCUUUUGCACCCUCCUCUCCCUCCUGCUCCCCUACCCCUUUUCCUGGAGAUCAUGAGAAUCGGAGGUGCUCCACCCUGAACGAAGCCAGACUCCCUCCGUGUUCCCCUUCCACACCUCCCUUUAGGACCUUGCGGUUGGUUUAGCAGUUGGGUUCCUCUGAAGCACAGCAGGAGAGGGGAUGCUGAUCGGGACCCUGGCAGGUGUGCCUGCCUGGCCUUCAGAAUCCUCCCUGGCUCUUCCCCACUGAACUGGCCGCCUGCCUCAGCCUCCCAACUUUGUACGCAGAUCCUCUUUCUGUUUUGCAAGAGUUCUCCCUUGAUGCUGGCACCCGAGCCAACCAGGAGAUUGGAGAAGAUCCCAGUGGCAUUUAAUGACCAGAGAGGGAGCUUUGCAGGUGCAGGCCAUGAGCCCAAUUGAGAGAGCCCUAGGCUGGUGGGGGUGGCUGACAUGUAGCAGGAAGGCCCUCCCCACCCCAUGCUGGGCAGCACUGUCAGUGGCCAGUCUGGGUCCUCUUAAAUAGAAGCGAACUGUUGGCAGUUGGUGGGUUUGAUGGCGCUGAGAAUCCUGUCCACUGUGAAACACAAAGAUUUUGACUAUUUUUCAUCUAUUUGAUUCUGGGUGAGGGGAGGGGGGAAAAGUCUGGACAAAACAGAAAGCAUAAAUGAGGUGAAGAGGUAUAUGAACAGCCUUUGCAAUGUACAAAAACUAGAGCAAGUGAAACCAAAAAUGAUGUUGGUGUUUUUCUAUAAUGUAGUCUUGUUAGCUUUUUUGUUACUGUAACGAUGCUGAUCUCGAACUGUACCAAAAUACAUGGAGACGGACAAAAAACAGAAACCACACGGAACUCUUUAAAAAAAAAACAGAUUUUGUCACAAAACACUUUGUUGUCAUAGUUAAGUUGAUUGUAGAUGGUAAUUGAAUAUACUCCUUUGAAAAUAUUUCAUCAAGUAUGUUUCCUGCUCAUUGUGAUACAUUAAA
Messenger RNA from Pogona vitticeps (central bearded dragon), 15798 nucleotides. Lineage: Eukaryota; Metazoa; Chordata; Lepidosauria; Squamata; Agamidae. The record is from RefSeq and is a predicted model, not a curated record.